Messenger RNA from Polistes dominula (European paper wasp), 571 nucleotides. RefSeq names its product translocase of inner membrane 9 (gene Tim9a). The record is from RefSeq and is a predicted model, not a curated record. Lineage: Eukaryota; Metazoa; Arthropoda; Insecta; Hymenoptera; Vespidae.
UUUGGCAAUUAAUACGUUUGAGAUCGUGUUCCUUGUCUAGUCUAUAUGAUGAUAACGAUUAACUCGCUUAGUAAUAUGGAAGUGAGAGCAAUAUUAAAUAAAGACUGCAUUUAAAUUUGUUUAGUCUUAUAUGUAAAUUCUAACCUCAAGUUUUCUUAUGUGACAAUAUUAAUUUUUAAUUACGAAACAUUGGAAUAAAUUUAUUAAACAAAAUGGCUAUGCAAGUUCCUGCUGAAGUAAAGUUAGAUGAAAUUCAGACUUUUAAAAACUUCAUAACGUCUUACAACAAAUUAUCCGAGAUUUGUUUUAUUGACUGCAUAACCGAUUUUACGACACGUGAUGUUAAACCAAAGGAAGAAAAGUGUGCCCUUAACUGUAUGGAAAAAUAUUUGAAAAUGAACCAACGAGUUUCCCAGCGAUUCCAAGAAUUUCAAAUACUUGCCAAUGAAAAUAUAAUUGCGGCUGAAAAGAAACUUGGACGGAUAUAAUGUCGAAGAAAAAUGUGUGUUUCAUGUAUAAAGCAUAUUGAUAUAAAUAUUAUAUGAUUUCGCUAAAUGAAAUGUUAAAAUAU